AUGACAGCGUCAAUCCUGGGCAAGCGCUCUCGUGCCGCCGACACCGAAGGCCUGCCAGUGCGCACUGCCAGCAAGCGCCGCACAAUCGCCCCUCGACCUUCCCGUGAUGUCGCUGCGCUGCCCCCGAAAUCUCUCCCCGGACACGAUCGACCUACCGAGAAGCCUCGAGUAAAGGCUAAAGCGAAAGCGAAACUCUCUUCCAAACAUACUCUCCCUGAGGAGCCAACUAUACCGACUGUACAGGGUGCGUCUCCAACCCAGAUCAAAUCGCAUUUCCGUACCUCAAAGCUCGUGCUCGUCGAGGAGGAGAAAAUCAUCGACGAGAAGCCUAGAGAAGAGAAAGAAAUCAAGAAAGAUAUCGACAACACGAUCAAAACUGAAAGUGAUAUCGAGAAUGAAAAACCGGCACCCAUCGAGAUCGAGUUCAAAACACCUCAAAAGUCCCGCUUCCGAGAUGCUCUACAACAAUCUCCCGUCACCCCUCGCCAUCGGGUACAGGUUGGAGCCAAAUCUUCAACCCCAAGGACCCCGCGACACUCUGAUCUCCCGCCGACUCCCCGUCCAAGCGCCACCCCGAGUAUCGCUCAAUCCGUCUACUCGCAAGCUCGCCAACUCUUCGCCCGUGGCGCCAAUUCCGGUCGACUGGUCGGACGCGAUGCCGAGCGAGAAAAAGUUGCUACGUUCAUCGGCGAUUGUAUCAAGUCCCAGAAGGGUGACUGUCUGUAUGUCAGUGGGCCCCCAGGCACGGGCAAGAGCGCCAUGAUUGGUGAAGUCUGCCAGGAUAUCGAUCUGUCGUCCGUCAAGGUAUCCCACGUGAAUUGCGCGAGUAUGCGAAACGCCCGCGAUGUCUACACCCGGCUCGUCCAGGAUUUCGGCGAUCAAACGGAUAUGUUCAAAAAAAGUGAGGGUGAUCGGCUGAAGGCCAUGUUCCUUCCAUCCAAGGUAGAAGGCCUCUAUCUGGUCUCUCUCGACGAAAUGGAUCAUCUCCUUACCGGCGACUCGGGCGUACUACAAUCUUUGUUCGAAUGGUCAUUGCAUGCCAGGUCGAGCCUGAUUCUAAUUGGUAUCGCCAACGCCCUCGAUUUGACGGAUAGGUCCCUACCACAACUCAAGGCAAAGAAUUUGAAGCCCAAUCUUCUACCUUUUCUACCAUACAACGCAGCAUCAAUCGCGAAUGUUAUCACCAAUAAGCUCCGAUCCCUGCUCCCAGAUGGAGGAGAGUCGGAUCCCAAAUUUGUCCCUUUUCUCCAGCCGGCAGCUAUCCAGCUCUGCGCGAAGAAGGUUGCCUCGCAAACCGGAGAUCUUCGAAAAGCGUUCGAGCUUAUCAAGCGUGCAAUCGAUGCCAUCGAGCAGGAAACCCAUUCAAAGCUAGAGAAACAAGCGGCCGACGCGGCCGACGCCUCGGUUCUUGCAGAGAACAAGAACCUCUCAACAAGCCUCAAGCCUACUCCCGCGCCCCGACCCCCUCUCAUGGCCAACUACAACUCUCUGACAGCACCUCGUGCCAGCAUUGCCCACGUCGCCCGCAUCACCACAUCUGCAUUCGGCCAGGGCACUAUCCAGAGACUCAAAGGUCUCAAUCUACAACAGAAGGCUGCAAUUUGCUCCUUGAUCGCUCUUGAACGCAAGCGCCGGGAAUUCGAUAUCCCCAGCACCCCGUCCAAAUCUCGAUCCGGGGCCCCGACUGUGAAGCAAGCAUUUGAUACAUACUGUACGCUUUGUCGCAAUGACAACAUCCUUCAUCCUCUCACCUCUACUGAGUUUAAAGACGUCCUCAGCAACCUAGAGACUAUGGGUCUCGUCGGUGAUUAUCAGGGUCGUGGUCGUGGUGGUACCCUCGGUGGUGGAUCUGAUGUCCGUCGAACACCCUCCAAGUCUGGCAGCGUCAUGUCUACGCCGCACAAGGGCAUGGAUGAACAAGGUCUUCUCUGUUUCGUCUCGCAGUCUGAAAUCGAGGGCCAAAUUGCGGGUCCUGGUGAGGGUAUCCUGCGACGACUCCUUCGCGGUGAUGGUCUUUAG
This is a messenger RNA of Penicillium cosmopolitanum, 2019 nucleotides long. RefSeq names its product AAA family ATPase CDC6. The coding region runs from base 1 to 2019 and encodes 672 amino acids. The record is from RefSeq and is a predicted model, not a curated record. The transcript has 4 exons. Gene Ontology annotation, cellular component: nucleus. Gene Ontology annotation, biological process: cell division; mitotic DNA replication checkpoint signaling; DNA replication initiation. Gene Ontology annotation, molecular function: DNA replication origin binding; ATP hydrolysis activity. NCBI's taxonomy places the organism in Eukaryota, Fungi, Ascomycota, Eurotiomycetes, Eurotiales, Aspergillaceae.